AUGUGGCUCAACCCCACGAAAUGCGCCUUCGGUGUCACCUCCGGGAAAUUCCUCGGGUUCAUUAUACAUGAAAGAGGAAUUGACGCCAACCCGGAGAAGGUCCGAGCGAUCAUCAACAUGCAGUCACCUCGGACGAUCAAAGACCUGCUGCGACUGAACAGAAGGAUUGUGAAGCAGCGCCUGGCAAACCUCCCCCGGCUCGCCUCUGUUUCUCCCGGCGAAAAGCUGGGCCUCUAUCUAGCGGCCUCCCCCCAUGCAGUCAGUUCCGUCCUGAUCAAAGAAAGCUCGGGUGAACAACUUCCGAUCUACUACGUCAGCCACACCCUGAGCGGACCCGAGGGGCGUUACCCGCCGAUAGAGAAACUCGCGCUUGCCCUGGUGCUGUCAGCUCGGAAGCUGCGCCCCUACUUCCAGGCUCACCCGGUGGAAGUCAUCACCGACCAACCCCUUCGGCAGCUCCUCAAGUGGGCAGUGGAGCUAGGCGAGCAUGAUAUAAGAUACGUGCCCAGGACCGCCAUCAAAGCUCAGGCGGUGGCCGACUUCAUCGCGGAGCUAACUCAGGCGACAAACGAAGAUCUAGAGCAGCCUCCCGAAGCUUGGAUCCUGCACGUGGACGGCUUGUCCAACUCAAAGGGCGCCGGCGCAGGACUGGUUCUGCUCGCCCCCGACGGCCGCUCGUUCGAGCGCUCCCUCCGCUUCGGGUUCAAGGCCACUAACAACGAAGCGGAAUACGAGGCGCUCCUACUUGUGGCCGAGCAGCUCAGCAGUGCAUAUGAGGCUCGGGACCCAACCAUGGCGAAAUACCUGGCGCAGGUAAGGGACCUGACUGCUAAGUUUCCUUAUUUCACGUUAUCCAAUGUCCCGAGGGAGGAGAACGAGAGGGCCGACGCGCUAGCUAAGCUGGCGUCGAAACCGACCUGCAAAACAUGCCCAAAGAUCGAGGAGCUUCCUGCCCGCGCCAUCGAAGUAGCAACUACAGCCCCCGGCAAUGCCCCGAUCACGUGGGUACAUGAGCUGCUGCGCUUCAAGCGGGACGGGACCCUCCCCCACGACGAAGUGGUGGCUCGGCGACUGCGCCGUACACACGCGUGGUACGCCGAAGAAGGUGGCCGGCUCUAUAGGCGGUCCUUCACCUACCCCCUCUUACGAUGCCUAGAGCCAGAUGAGGCCCAGACGGUCCUGGCCGAAGUCCACGAGGGGGUCUGCGGAGAGCACAGCGGUGGGCGAACCUUGGCGCACAAAUUGCUUCGCCAAGGGUACUACUGGCCGAGCAUGUGCCGGGACGCAAAAGCUUACGCACAGCGCUGCGGCGCGUGUCAAGAACACGCCCGCGCACCCCGACAGCCCGCGGUCCCUCUCAGCCCCGUCGCGUGCGCGUGGCCAUUCGCGCAAUGGGGGUUAGACCUUCUCGGCCCUUUCCCGCCGGCCUCGGGGCAGCGGAAGUACAUCAUCGUGGGAGUAGAUUACUUCACAAAAUGGGUCGAGGCCGAGCCGUUGGUGACAAUCACGGAACACCAAAUGAAGAAGUUCGUGUGGAGAAACCUAGUGACUCGGUUCGGGCUGCCCAAGGCCAUUAUUACGGAUAACGGACCUCAGUUCGCUGGUAGGAGGUUCAGGGAGUUCUGCGCAAGUCAUGGCAUCCAACUAAGGUUCAGCUCGGUGGCACACCCUCAGACAAACGGACUGGUAGAGGUGACCAAUCGAUCCAUCUUGGACGGACUCAAAAGAAGGGUGUCCGCGGCCCGAUCGGCCUGGACCGACGAACUCCCUAGCAUCCUAUGGUCACUACGCACCACUCCCAAGACCGCAACUGGAGAAUCCCCGUAUAGCCUGACGUUCGGAACCGAGGCUGUCCUUCCACCCGAGAUGACUAUCUCCACCCUCCGGAUAAGGAGCUUCGUCGAGAAAGUUUCAAACGAGGGACUUCGCGCCAGCCUCGACAUGCUCGAGGAACGACGCGCGGACGCGCACCUGAAGGCCCUCUCUUACCAGAGAGCCGUCGCAAGGGUCUACAACAGGAAGGUACGACCUCGACCGAUAAAGUUAGGUGACCUGGUCCUCCGAAAGACCGAGGUCAGCAACCCGACCCGAGCCAAGGGGAAGCUAGCCCCCAAAUGGGAAGGACCUUAUCGGGUCAUGGAGGUAGUCCGACCGGGUACUUACCGACUCACAUCGAUGGACGGUUCUCCUGUGCCGAGAACCUAG
This is a messenger RNA of Musa acuminata AAA Group (dessert banana), 2205 nucleotides long. RefSeq lists its product as uncharacterized. Gene Ontology annotation, molecular function: RNA-DNA hybrid ribonuclease activity; nucleic acid binding. Bases 1 to 2205 code for a protein of 734 amino acids. Gene Ontology annotation, biological process: DNA integration. The transcript has 4 exons. The record is from RefSeq and is a predicted model, not a curated record. Lineage: Eukaryota; Viridiplantae; Streptophyta; Magnoliopsida; Zingiberales; Musaceae.